GAUCCAAACCUCCCAAACCGGCAAUUCCUUCCUCUUUUAAACUUCCGGCACAGUUCGCCACCGCCAGAAACUUUGAUCCACUCCUGAACUUAUCAGAAAGCGAUUCGCAGAAUCAACCAAGAAGCAGCAGCAGAACAACAACAAUGGAAGUCGACGACGUUCCUCUGGACGAUAAGGCCAAGAGAAUGAGGGAUCUGCUCUCCAGCUUCUACGCUCCAGAUCCUUCGGCGUCGGCGCCGUCGUUCCCAGCCACACACGCCUCUCUCGACGCCAUCAACUCCGCUUCCUUCGAUCCCGAUCAGUACAUGAAUCUCCUGGUUCAAAAGUCGAGCUUGGAAGGCCUUCUUCAGAGGCACGUUGAAAUGGCAGCCGAGAUAAAGAAUCUUGACACUGACUUGCAGAUGCUAGUUUAUGAAAACUAUAACAAGUUUAUCAGUGCUACAGACACAAUUAAAAGGAUGAAAAGUAAGAUUGUGGGCAUGGAAACAAAUAUGGAACAACUCCUUGAUAAGAUAAUGUCUGUGCAAUCUAGAAGUGAUCACGUCAACACUUCUUUGUUCGAAAAGAGAGAGCAUGUAGAAAAACUUCAUCGCACAUGCAACCUUCUCCGUAAAGUUCAGUUCAUAUACGAUCUACCGGCUAGACUGGGAAAGUGUAUCAAAUCAGAGGCUUAUGCUGACGCAGUCCGGUUCUAUACCGGAGCAAUGCCAAUUUUUAAGGCAUAUGGAGACUCGUCUUUCCAGGAUUGUAAGAGGGCAUCAGAGGAAGCGAUAGCCAUAAUUACAAAGAACCUGCAGGGGAAGCUAUUCUCAGACUCUGAAUCCAUACAAGCAAGAGCUGAGGCUGCAGUGCUUCUUAAGCAGCUGGAUUUCCCGGUGGACAGCCUACGGGCAAAGCUACUUGAAAAGCUAGAACAGUCCCUCGUGGACCUUCAACUUAAUGUGGAAGAUAUAUCUUCUGCUUCAGUGGAUUCCAGUGAUCCUUCUGAACAAAGAAAUGCAUCGAUGCCAAUUCCAUCUAACGCCCAUGAAGCUUCUGUUCGUGAGUUUGCAGAGGCUAUCUGUGCUUACCGAGUAAUAUUUCCUGAUUCAGACGAGCAACUUACUCAACUUGCACGAGACUUGGUUUCCAAGCUUUUUGAAACCACUGAGCAGUAUGUAAAGAAUCGGAUUUCUUCAGCAGAUCUAUUGCAUGUUCUUGGAAUCAUAUGGACAGAUGUACUACUGAUGGAUGGUGUGGUUCAUGAGGCUGUUCUCCGAGAUCAUUGUCUGGAGGCUGCUCGGAUGGUUGUUAAACAGUAUGUUGCAAAUACAUUUUCUCAUCUUCUACAUGAUAUCUCAGAUGCUCUCACCAAAGCCCAUAUUGAACAAAAGGACGGAGUGGAAAAGGAUUCUUUGCAAGUUGCUUUGGAAGCCAGCAAAAAGAGAGUGCUUCAAGGCAGUAUGGAUGUGUUACUGGAUUUCCGCCAACUUCUAGAUGACAACUUAGAGCUACUAGCAAAAAUCAAAGACUGGAUAAUUGAUUGGGUUCAGGGAGGAUUUCAAGACUUCUUCAGGGAGCUUGAUAAUCAUUUCAUCUUGCUUUCAGGGAGAAACAAUUCAUCCAGUCAUGACCAAGUUUUGGCUGGCCUUGUCCUGGUGUUGGCCCAACUUUCUCUUUUCAUUGAACAGACAGCUAUUCCAAGAAUCACUGAGGAAAUAGCUGCUUCCUUUUCUGGUGGUGGGAUAAGAGGCUCUGAAUAUGGACCUGCCUUUGUUCCUGGAGAAAUUUGUCGAAUUUUUCGCUCUGCCGGUGAAAAGUUUCUGCAUCUUUAUAUCAAUAUCAGAACUCAGAGGGUAUCGGUUCUCCUGAAGAAGAGGUUUACAGUACUGAAUUGGGUCAAGCACAAGGAGCCCAGAGAAGUUCACAUGUUUGUUGAUUUAUUUCUUCACGAGUUGGAAGCUAUAGGAAAUGAAGUAAAGCAGAUUUUGCCGCAAGGGGUACGUAGGCAUCGUCGGACAGACAGCAAUGGAAGCACCACCUCAUCACGGAGCAAUCCCUUGCGAGAGGAAAAAUUAAAUCGAUCAAAUACACAAAGGGCUAGGAGCCAGCUUCUCGAGACCCAUCUGGCAAAAUUAUUUAAGCAAAAAGUUGAAAUUUUUACGAAAGUUGAAUUUAAUCAGGAAUCAGUUGUAACGAUGGUAGUAAAGCUCUGCCUCAAGAGCCUGCAAGAAUUUGUUCGUCUGCAAACCUUCAAUCGAAGUGGAUUCCAGCAAAUACAAUUGGAUAUUCAGUUUUUAAGGACUCCUUUAAGGGAAACUGUCGAAGAUGAAGCUGCCAUUGACUUUUUGCUAGAUGAGGUAAUUGUUGCUGCUUCAGAACGUUGUCUUGACCCAAUACCUUUAGAGCCCCCCAUCUUGGACAAACUUAUCCAGGCUAAGUUGGCAAAGACCAAUGAACAGAACACAAUCUCUCAAUAACAUCAUGAAAGGUUUGAUGUCUUCAAACAAAAGCGGUUUUCCUGGUUUAGGUUUGAUGUCUUCAAACUGUCUGACCACUUUCACUUUAGCAGGCUGCUAAAUGCAAUCCGUCCGGUAAAUGAUUCUGGCCUGCAGUGCCAGUGGGAGCGCCAGAGGUGGUCGUCAUUCACUGAUAUCCUCCGGGAGUUAAUGAAGUGUCUCUUCAAUUUGAAAGAUUCUCAACUGUUUCUAACUCCAUCGGCCCCAUGAGUUGCAUCGUACAAUAUGAUAAAUUAUCUUCCAACUCUUAUUUGACGCGUGAAAAUUCGUAUACAUGUGCACCACCUUUUGAGGCCAAUGGCUUUUAAAUCAUAUCUUGAUCAGAUUUUUGUGAAGAUGUUAUUGAUUCGUAUGUAGGGGAGAGUUCUUUUUUAUUUU
Messenger RNA from Morus notabilis, 2876 nucleotides. Its product is annotated as vacuolar protein sorting-associated protein 51 homolog. Bases 144 to 2459 code for a protein of 771 amino acids. The transcript is spliced from 21 exons. Gene Ontology annotation, cellular component: membrane; EARP complex; GARP complex. Gene Ontology annotation, biological process: Golgi vesicle transport; retrograde transport, endosome to Golgi; Golgi organization. NCBI's taxonomy places the organism in Eukaryota, Viridiplantae, Streptophyta, Magnoliopsida, Rosales, Moraceae. The record is from RefSeq and is a predicted model, not a curated record.